Coniosporium apollinis CBS 100218 is the source of this 4665-nucleotide messenger RNA. RefSeq names its product amylo-1,6-glucosidase. The transcript has 3 exons. Bases 1 to 4665 code for a protein of 1554 amino acids. Lineage: Eukaryota; Fungi; Ascomycota; Dothideomycetes. Gene Ontology annotation, molecular function: 4-alpha-glucanotransferase activity; amylo-alpha-1,6-glucosidase activity. Gene Ontology annotation, biological process: glycogen catabolic process. The record is from RefSeq and is a predicted model, not a curated record.
AUGUCUCCCCCAUCACGCCAGGCAACCCAGGCCGUCUACCUGCUGCCAUUGACCGACGGCGGCGCACCCGACGUGCCGGGCACCUACAUCUACCUCCCACCUCCGUCCGAUCCCUGCUACAUCGUGCGCUUCGCCAUCGAGGGUACCAGCUCAAUAUGCCGGAAAGGCAGCCUUUGGGUCAACAUUCCUGCCAAGGGGGAGGAGUUCCGGAGAGACAGCUACAGGGAGUACAAGCUCACUCCGGACUUCAACAAGACCAUUCACAUUGACGUACCCAUCCACCAAGCCGGUGCCUUCGGCUUCUACACCACCUACACCCCUCUGCCGGACUUCUCGACCGAGGCGGUGCCGACUCCCAAACCGACGAAGACGCCGGUGUACUACAUCGAUGUCUGCCCAAGGCUCACCCUCCGAGGCCGACACGUACCGCUCGAUGCUCUGUCCCUGUUCUCCGUCAUCUCGAAGUUCAUGGGCAAGUACCCGACAGACUGGGACAACCACCUUCGUGGCAUCGGCGAGCGAGGCUACAACAUGGUCCACUUCACACCCCUGGUCAUGCGAGGCAACUCGAACUCCCCAUACAGCAUCUACGAUCAGCUCCAGUUCGACAAGACUUGCUUCCCCAAUGGCGAGAAGGACAUUGCCGAGUUGGUCGACAGGAUGGAGAACCAGUUCGGCCUUCUGGGCAUGACCGAUGUUGUCUGGAACCACACCGCCAACAACAGCAGGUGGCUCGAGGAGCACCCCGAGGCCGGUUACAACACUCUGACAGCGCCCUGGCUGGAAGCCGCCCUUGAGCUUGAUACUGCUCUCCUCAAGUACAGCUCCGAGCUCCACUCUCUCGGCCUCCCGACUACGCUCAACAAUGUGGACGACCUGCUCCGGGUCAUGGACGGUGUCAAGAGCCGUGUUGUUGGAGGCAUCCGCCUCUGGGAGUUCUACGUCAUCGACAUCGAGAAGAGCACCGAGGCAGUUGUCAAGGCAUGGACCGAAGGCCAGGUCAUCUUCCCCGAGGGCGGCUUCGGCCCCCUUGGAGUCGGCGGGCUCAACGAAGUCAAGGAAUGGCCUCUCAAGAGGAAGGCCGACUGGCUCAUCGAACAUGCCCUUGAGGGUGGUGACCGCUUGGGCGAGCGCUUCCGUCGCAAGAUCAGGCCUCAGGUUGGUGCCGCUCUGCUGAGCGCCUUGUUCGGCCGGUACGACACUCGCACCAACAGCAGCCCGGACGAACGCGUCGCUCAUGGCACCAUGUACAAGUUCAUCGAGGAGGUCAACAUCCAGUUCUACCGGGAAUACGAUGCCGAUGUUGCCGAGAUCAUGGAGCAGACCUUCAACCGCGUCAAGUACGUCCGCCUUGAUGAGCAUGGUCCGAAGCUUGGCCCGAUCAACAAGCAGAACCCUUUGAUCGAGUCGUACUUUACGAGGCUUCCAAACAAUGCCACGACCAAGAAGCACGAUCCGAAGAGUCUUGCCCUAGUCAACAACGGCUGGAUCUGGGCUGCCGAUGCGAUGAAGGACAACGCUGGAUCCAAGUCUCGUGCUUACCUGCGAAGAGAAGUUAUCGUCUGGUCUGAUUGCGUCAAGCUCCGCUAUGGUAGCGGUCCAGCCGACAACCCCUUCUUGUGGGACUUCAUUGCCAAGUACACCCGGUUGAUGGCCAAGUACUUCGUGGGUUUCCGUAUCGACAACUGCCAUUCGACGCCCAUCCAUCUUGCAGAGUACAUGUUGGAUCAAGCCCGCCAGGUCCGUCCGAAUCUCAUGGUCUGCGCUGAGCUGUUCACCGGCUCAGAAGAGAUGGACUUUGUCUUCUGCGAGCGACUCGGUAUCAGCUGCCUGAUCCGCGAGGCUAUGCAAGCAUGGAGCACUCAGGAGAUGAGCCGCUUGGUCCAUCGCCAUGCUGGCAGACCAAUCGGUAGCUUCGAAGUCGACGAGAUCACGGAUGCUGAGAAGUCCGAGCAAGCUAAUGGCACCACCAACGGAUCGAUUCGGCCAACACGCGAGAUCAUCCGCAGGAUCAAGCGCAGUCCGGUGCAUGCUCUGUUCAUGGAUUGCACACACGACAACGAAGUUCCAGCUCAGAAGCGUGACGCUCGCGAUACCCUGCCGAACGCAGCCUUGGUCGCGAUGUGCGCCAGUGCCACUGGCAGUGUCAUGGGCUAUGAUGAGAUAUACCCCAAGCUCAUCGACCUCGUGCACGAAACCAGGUUGUACUCCUCGUCGUCUUCUUCUGGCCCGGUCAAGAUCCAAGCCAGCGAGGGCGGCAUCGGCGGCAUCAAGAAGCUCUUGAACCAGAUCCACGUCCUCAUGGGCAAGGACGAGUACGACGAGACAUUCAUCCACCACGACCAGCAAUACAUCACCGUCCACAGAGCGCAUCCCCAGUCAAGGAAGGGUUACUUCUUGAUCGCACACACCGCAUAUCCCGGUUACGGCAACGGUAACGGUGGCUUCCCGCCUGUGCACCUCCCUGGGACCCGUGCCAAGGAGAUCGGAAGCUGGAUGCUUGAGGUUGACGACAAUGAACAAGCGAAGGCUACUGCCUCGAAUGAUCGGAAAAUGCUCAAAGGCCUGCCGAGCCGUACUAAGGAGGUCCGCGGCGUGCGCGUCGAACUCAACGGCGACAGCACCACUAUCACGGUUCCCGAGAAGUUUCCUCCAGGCAGCAUUGCUCUGUUCGAGACUUGGAUUCCGGGAGCAGACCACUCCGAAGGCCUCGAUAAGUAUGUCACUAGCGGUGGCAAAGCGGCGUUCAAGGACUGCGACCUCAACGAUCUGAACUUCGCACUGUACCGGUGCGACCCGGAAGAAAGGGACGCUACCGGCGAUGGCGUGUACAACAUCCCAGGCCACGGUUUGCUUGUCUACGCUGGUCUGCAAGGCUGGUGGAGCCCUCUGCGGGAUAUCGUCCGCGAUAACAAUCUUGGUCAUCCGAUCUGCAACCACCUGCGCCAGGGCCAGUGGGCGUUGGACUACUGCGUUGGUCGUCUCGAGAAGGCGUCGCAGCAGGACAGAUACUCCAAACUCAGCGGUCCCGCUCAGUGGAUGAAGGAGCGGUGCGAUGCGAUCCGCAAGGUGCCGAGCUUCCUGCUCCCGCGAUAUUUCGCUAUGGUCAUCCAGACCGCCUACAACGCUGCGGUCGACCGCUCGAUUGAGCUGAUGAGCGACAACGUCCGCCAGGGCAACAGCUUCCUCAAGAGCUUGGCGCUGGUCAGCAACCAAGUCAGCGGGUACAUGAACGACGCUUCUCUCUGGCCCAACAAGGUCGUGCCUAGCAUGGCCGCCGGCCUUCCCCAUUUCUCCUCGAGCUGGGCUAGGGUUUGGGGCCGCGAUGUGUUCAUCUCCCUCCGUGGCCUGUAUCUCGGUACCGGGCGCUAUGCUGACGCCCGCGAGCAUAUCCUCGCGUUCGCCAGCGUCCUUAAGCACGGCAUGAUCCCGAACCUGCUAAGCAGCGGCGCCCUCCCCCGCUACAACUCGCGCGACUCCAUCUGGUUCUUCCUGCAGAACAUCCAGGACUACACCAAGAUGGUCCCCGACGGGAUGAGCAUCCUGCAAGAGUCCGCGCCGCGCCGAUUCCUCCCGUACGACGACACCUGGUUCCCGCACGACGACAAGCGCGCCUACUCGAAGUCUUCCACCAUCGAGGACGUCAUCCAAGAGGCACUGCAGCGUCACGCCACCGGCCUGUCCUUCCGCGAGUACAACGCCGGCCCGAACAUCGACUCCCAGAUGAAGUCCGAGGGCUUCAACAUCGAGGUCCACGUUGACUGGUCAACCGGUAUCAUCUUUGGCGGCAACCAGCACAACUGCGGCACGUGGAUGGACAAGAUGGGCGAGAGCGAGAAGGCCGGAUCCAAGGGCGUCCCCGGCACACCUCGCGACGGCGCAGCGGUUGAGAUCACGGGCAUGCUGUACAGCACUCUCGCGUGGGUAGAUCAACUCCGCAAAGACGGACACUACAGCUACGACGGCGUCACGACCGCCGACGGGAAAGUCAUCUCCUUCGCCGACUGGGCAGCGAAAAUCAGAGCAAACUUCGAGCGCUGCUACUACAUCCCUACCGACCGCGCCGAGGACAAGAACUUCGAUGUGAACAGCAAGAUCGUCAACCGCCGCGGCAUCUACAAGGACCUCUACAAGAGCGGCAAGGAGUACGAGGACUACCAACUCCGGCCCAACUUUCCCAUCGCCAUGUGCGUCGCCCCGGACCUCUUCACCCCCGAACGGGCUCUCGGCGCCCUCUCCGUAGCCGACAAGGUUCUCCGUGGCCCGACAGGCAUGGCGACGCUCGACCCCAGCGAUCUGAACUAUCGCCCGUACUACAUCAAUUCCGAGGACAGCACGGACUUCCACACCUCCAAGGGUCGGAAUUACCACCAGGGCCCCGAGUGGUUGUGGCCGACGGGGUUCUUCCUGCGGGCGCUGCUGCGGUUCGACCUCAUGAGGAGAAAGACGAGGGAGGAGAGGGUCGAGAGUUAUCAGCAGGUUACGAGGCGCUUGGCGGGGUGCGUCAAGGCGAUUAGGGAGAGUGAGUGGGCCGGGUUGCCGGAGCUGACGCAGAAGAAUGGCGAGUUUUGCCCGGAUUCGUCACCCACGCAGUCGUGGUCCGCGGGCUGUUUGAUCGAUUUGUUCCAUGAUGCGAAGGAGUUCUCGGAGAGGGACGCUGCGUAA